Messenger RNA from Trichosurus vulpecula (common brushtail), 7487 nucleotides. RefSeq names its product vasohibin 1 (gene VASH1). Bases 1599 to 2672 code for a protein of 357 amino acids. The record is from RefSeq and is a predicted model, not a curated record. Gene Ontology annotation, biological process: regulation of angiogenesis. The transcript has 7 exons. Gene Ontology annotation, cellular component: cytoplasm. Lineage: Eukaryota; Metazoa; Chordata; Mammalia; Diprotodontia; Phalangeridae.
GGGGUACGCCGCGGCGGCUUUGCCCUUGUUCCCAGAGGCUGCGACGGCAGUGGCACUGGCAGCGGCGUUCAGGCCAUAGAGGACGCAAUGGGCAUAUGAGCUCCCAUCCCCUCCUGCAGCACCCCAUGGACUGCCAGGGACCCGGGAGCCGCUUCGCUCCCUCCCGGGGCUUUGUGGCUAGCCUCUGGCAACAUCCGCCGGCUGCUGCAGCUGGAGCCUGAGUCUCCCUUUGCAACCCUACCCCCACCUCCCUUCUUCCCUUCUGUCCUUCUCUCUCCACCCCUUUGCCCAGCAAGUAGGAGCCUGAGCCCCUCCUGCGCGUCCACCACCCUGCCCUGCACCCGAAGCAUCCUUCCCUCCCUUUCCUCUCCCUUCCACUCUCUCGGUGACCGCGGGCAUCGCCUCCCGCCGCCUCCCAUGCUGCAUCCAGCCCCGGGCGGCGCCCCAGUGGCCGCAGCUCGGAGCUUGGUGACCUCAGCCGGGCUCUCAGUCUGGCCCCCUUCACCCUGCUUGAGCCCUGCUAGUUGAGUUGGGGCAAGGGACUUGUAUAGGAGAAUCUUUGGUAUGGCAUCGGUGGGGGAGCCCGGCACUGUGAAGUCACCAACCUCCCGCUAGCAGAGGAAGGGUGGAAACAAGAAGGGUCUUCUUUAUAUUGCCUUAUCUCCUUCUCUGCCCUAUCACCCUCCCCCGUUACUUCCCUCUUUCCUCUUAAAAAAAAAAAAAAUUGUAAUUCCCACCGCUGUGGGUUCUGUUGCUGUCUUGGGAGGGGUGAAGAGGCAGCGAGCGGUGGUACCGGAGACAAAGACCACUUUGUAAAGGUAGUUGGACCGGGUGGGAUGUGUGUUUGCCCGUCCCUUGCCCCUUGUGGUGCCCACGUCUCUGUAAGGUACAGCCGUGUAUCCACUCUUUGCUAUCCAUCCCCACAGGGAAAUAGCCAGUCCCCCCUACCCUCCCUUCCUUUCUCGGCCCUUCCUCUCCCCCACCCCCCUCCGCUCAGUCCCGUCUCUUUCGGAAAAAAGCUGCCAGCAGAUAGUCUGUUCCCGAAGCCGACUGGUCCGUGAGAGCCUUGGUCCCUCGGGCUAACGUCGUCUUGUGUGCCUUGUGGAGGAAUUUAUUCUUCCUGAAGCUGGAACUGAGGGGCACUAAGUCGGUGUGCACGGACGUGCCUUGCCCUCUCCUUUUGAAGCUGAUCUGAGCUGUCAGGCUUCUGGCCCGUUAGACUUUUCUUUAACCCCGGGCUUCUGUCAUUGUUCUUCCAGAGAGCUUUGGGCUGUACGGACUGUCUGUGUUUGUGUGCAGGCCUCUCAGGCUAUGUUGUUUUCUUUUUAACAAAUCCAAGUAUUACUGCAAGGUUGAUCCUAGACAACCAAGAACCUUUCUGCCCUGGGGAGUACCCUGAUAUUGCACUGAUUCUAUCUUUUUUAAAAAUUAUUGUUUUAUUAUAAAUGAACCACACCCUGAUUUCUUAAAGGGGCCCUACACUCUGGUGGGUCAUGUGUUGUCUCUCUGGCAGCGAGUGAGUCAAUUCAUUCGGUAGUUUCCUGUGAACUACCUAAUUUUCCUUUUCUGGAAACAUUAUUUUUUCUGAAGAGUUUGGGAUGCCUGGGGGAAAAAAAGUGGGCCCUAGUGGCAGUGGUGCCAUUGCUGCUUCUGGGGUCAGGAGAUCUGAAACCAGUGAAGGGGCCUCAGCACAGAGGGAAGAAGAGCAAGAGGAAGAAGGGGAUGAAGACCUCCGAGAUGGAGGUGUCCCCUUCUUUGUUAACCGGGGUGGGCUGCCUGUGGAUGAGGCCACCUGGGAGAGGAUGUGGAGACACGUGGCCAAAAUUCAUCCUGAUGGAGAGAAGGUGGCACAGAGGAUCCGUGGGGCCACAGACCUGCCCAAGACUCCCAUACCAAGUGUGCCUACAUUCCAGCCGUCCACAUCUAUCCCUGAGCGCCUGGAAGCCAUACAGCGUUAUAUCAGGGAGCUGCAGUACAAUCACACAGGAACACAGUUCUUUGAAAUUAAGAAGAGCAGACCUCUGACUGGGCUGAUGGACCUGGCUAAGGAGAUGACCAAAGAGGCUCUGCCAAUCAAAUGCCUAGAAGCUGUGAUCCUGGGAAUUUACCUCACCAACAGCAUGCCCACACUGGAGCGCUUCCCCAUCAGCUUCAAAACCCACUUCUCAGGGAAUUACUUCCGACACAUUGUGCUGGGGGUGAACUUUGGGGGUCGUUAUGGAGCGCUAGGCAUGAGCCGCCGUGAGGACCUCAUGUACAAGCCUCCCACUUUCCGCACGCUCAGUGAGCUGGUCCUGGAUUAUGAGGCUGCCUACCAGCGCUGCUGGCAUGUCCUGAAGAAGGUGAAGCUUGGCCAGUGUGUUUCUCAUGACCCCCAUAGCGUGGAGCAGAUUGAGUGGAAACACUCUAUCUUGGACGUGGAGAAGCUGGGGCGAGAGGAUUUCCGGAAGGAGCUAGAGAGGCACGCCCGGGACAUGAGGCUGAAGAUAGGCAAAGGGACCGGCCCACCCUCUCCUACCAAGGAUCGGAAAAAGGAUGUAUCUUCGCCACAGCGGAGCCAGUCCAGUCCACACCGCCGCAACAGCCGAGGAGAGAGACGACCAUCUGGUGAAAAGAAGCCUGCUGAACCCAAAGCCAUGCCAGACCUCAAUGGGUACCAAAUCCGGGUGUGAGGUGAGUGGUGAUGAUACCACUUGCUCCACAGACUUACCACUACCCCCUGGGCCACAGGACCAAGAGCCACCCACCGUGAGCCUUGAUUGAGGGGAGGUGUGGGUUGAGGGGACAGUAGGAGGAGCCCAGAGCUCCUCUUCAUCUGACAACACAGCUUCCCUCAGGCAGAACAUGGGUCUCACCCAGCAUUUGUGGAAGAGGCAUACUGACCCUAAAGGGAAGAAGAAGAGGGGUCAAUAUGAUCCCAGAGAUUUGUUUAAUACAUCCCAUUAAGCAACGUGUUGAACAGGUCACACCUGUCUCAGGGCAAGUGGUGUCCCAGAGAUAAGUGGCUGUGACCACAUAGCCCCCACGGGAAGCACUGUCAGGACUAGACAAUGCCCACAAGCCCAGCAUAAAGACUGGAGCUGCUCCUUAGGUGAUGUACCAGAGAACCAUGAUGCCACCAGAGAGAAGGAGAAGGCGUCCCCCAUACAUAGCACUGGCAGCUGUUGCCUCCCAGGCUUUGAGAAGCACCAGCUGCAGGGCUCAGCCUCAAGCCCGUCCUGUGGGUCUCUCUGCAGCAGGGUAUGGACUUCUCCGGAGCCCCAGGGACCUGGUUUUGGAGUCAUGCUGGGUUGGACAUAGGUGAACAUACAGAGUAGCACAGACAAAGAAAAAAGUAGGCAUGGGAGGCAAGCCCCAUAACUCAUGACAGAUGGGACACCAUGGAAAGCGAAGAAUCUUGUGUCAGCUCUGGUUCUCCUCCCUUUCCUUAGGCAGGAGCCAAAUUCUCCUCCUCUCUCCUGUCCCAUAGCAUCAAUGCAAUUUUUGGUCUUCUUCCUCAGGCAGAGAAUUAGGAACUAGGGAUGACGAUGCCUGAGGUUGAUGAUCUCUUUUUCACCAGCUAAAUUCAGUGAUUUUGGGGAUGAUGAUCUUAGCUGUGUGUAAUAGGAAGGAACUUCCUGCCAUCAGAUGGGAUUUUCAGCAGCCCCCCACCCAGUCCCAGUAAAAAAGGAGAUCUGUGUUGAGAUAAUCCCUGAGCUCUGCCCACCAGGCAUCAAGUACAUUUGUAAAAAGAAGAAUUAAACGGGUCUGAGACAGGGGGAAUAGGCAAAUAGACUCUGAAAGGAUCAGGAUGCCUUUGGGUAGGGGGCUUCCAUGGUUAGUGGGUGUGACAUGGAUGAAGAACAAGCAAAAGAGGCGGAGAAGGAGCAACCAGACAUGGAGGAGGCCUGAGAGAGGUGUUGAAUGAAGCCCAGGGGUGAGUAGGAAGAGGUGGAGUAGUUCAGAAGUUUAGGGGUUAACUGGAGAAGGCAGUGGGACCCUGAGGAGGCCAGGACAUAGUAACAAGAGGCAGAAGAAUACUGAAAGGUCGAGGGUUAGUGGGAGGAGGCAGUAGGACACUGAGCAGGCCAGUGCAUAGUGGCAGGAGACAGAGAGAAUGAUGGUGAUAGGCCUAGGAGAAGGAACCCAAGACUCACACAGCAGGCUAAGGUUCCAUUACAGCUGCAGAGUCAUGGGGAGAUGAGGUGGCCAAUCUAGAAGGCUCGAUGGCAAAGUUCUGGGAGUCGUUGUAAGGCUACAAGGAAGGACUGAAGGAUGUAGCAGAAUGGGUCUGUUGAAGGAGAGGUGAAUGGUGGUAUAGUUGUAAUCAGAAUAUACCAGAUAAAGGACCUAGAAUAAGCAUGGACCAGUGGGAGAAGGGAAGUCAAGGCAAAGCAAGGACUGAGUGAUGCUUUGGGGGAGACAAAGAGAAAACAUGAAAUUCAUAAAUUUCAGAAAGAGCAAAAGAAAAGAGGAAACAUCAUUCAUGCUAUUGAAUUCGAAAGAAAGUGGAUGUUCAGCCGAGAGAUGUGAAUAGGAGCAUGGGAACAGACACAGGGCAUUGCAAUGACCCUGGAGUUAUUUAUCCUGCUCCAAGAGGUUGCUGUGUCCCUGAGUGGGGGCAGGGGAUAGAACAGAAAUGGAUAUAGGGCAGAGUUCAGCAGCGGAAAAACUGAUAGGGCCUAGAAAAGAAGACAAGCCUCAGGCCCAGAAAGAGGCUGAGGACAGGGAAAACAAGCUUGGUGCUGACCAGGAUCCCCACUGCCAGAUAUCCCAACUAUGGGGGCAGGCAUCAAAGCAAGCCAACACUGCAGAAUGCCCUUAGCCCAGAGGAAAGCAGCCUGGGCCUCAGGGCUUGGAACGGAUGUCCAGAUCUUAUGGUAGUAGGGACCGACUUCUCUCAGCAGGCCCUGGUUUGGGUGCUCCCACAGGAGUUAUAGAGACCAUCUACUACAGAGGUUAUAGAACAUUUGGCUUAGUCAAGAGAAGUGGGAAGAACAGGAGCUGCCUUUCCUGGCCCCCAGUAAGGGGAAGUUAUACCUGAUAACAGCUGUUACUGGUAUGUGGGUUAGGGAGGGAGUUAUUAGGCUCAGGAGGGAACAGUUGCCCUUCUCAGCAGCUGUCAGACCCCAAAGAUUGCCAAAAGGCUUUGGGGUGACAGCUGGUCCAUCUGAUUUGGAGACAGCAACUCCAGGCUUGGCCUUACCAGACCAAAGGGCCAGCCAUCUGCUUCACUACCUAUAGGCAAAUGCAGCCCCAGGAGCUGAGGUAGAAGGUAGAGAGGAAGGUGGCUAGUCAGACUCUAGUCUCACUAGCUUGCCUUUGGAGCUAAUAGGCAGCCCCAUUUCCUUUUUGUGCCAGCCCUACACCCAACCCUCACAAGGAAGGAACCUCAAGAUGUGUCUACAUUAACUUAACCAGGAAUCUUAUUUCACAACACUGGGAAGGAACCUAAUGUUCCCCACCCCCCCACCACUACCCACCAUUCCACAGUGGUUUCCCAAACAGUUAGGUAAUGAUGGUCAUGACAUGUUUAUAUUACUGAAAAAAAUAAGCCCCUUUGGCUGGCAGGAUGAGCCAUAAGGCUGAAAAUGAGUGAUUCCUUGGUACAGUGUGGCCCCUUAAAUUUUGCCCCAGUUUGAGCCACACACCCCUCUAGUAAAGAGGAGGUAUGAGGUAGUAACUUGAGGACAGGAGGUUCCCCAACCUCUUCCUGUUAAAACUAGGAGCAAAGCAGCUGCUUAGCCUUUCCUGUUGGUGAUUUCCCCAGACUUCUCUCUGGGGCUUGGGGCGAUGUAAGGAAAAUUAUGUUAAAAAACAAAAACAAAAACCCACUGGUGCUUUUUAUUUAUUUUUUAAAAGUGUUUUUUAUAUGUAGCAUUCCCACCUGCCUUCCCUCCCCCACUAUGUUUACACUUUGUUCCCUGGGGAGGGUGGAAGAGAAAGACUAGGCAGCUGUCUAGAAUCUAAGUGGGAAAGCAGGAAGCUUUGAUUUUUAGCUUCCCAGUUGGGGGAAGGCAUCCACCCCAGCCGUGUUUGCUUGGAGCUAGUGGGAGGAGAGAUAACAUUGACCCUAUAUUGCCUUUUCCUUCCAGUAUCAAUUUAAUUGAGUUUCCUUCUGACUCUACUGUCUCUGGAAGCUCCUCAUCUCAAGCUGUCCUGGUCCCACUCCUAUAGAACAGAUAGAGAUUCAUGGCACACUCCCCCUCCCCCUAUGACUCAUCAGUCUAUAUGCCCAUCACCACCUUGUUUAUGAUUUUUCUAACCAUACCAUUCCCUCCCAUGACUCCACUAGGAUAUGAUAAGGAAAACUAUGGGCAUGAAAGAAGGCAUCAACAUCACCCAGUCUGUUUUAACUUUGCCAUCUUUGCUAGCAGUCUCAUGGGGUUACAACGUAGGUAAGAUCAAUCAUAAUAGAGAGUGAAGAAGAUGACAUAAAUCACGAGAGACCCUGUCAAGCUAUACUGAUGGUAUAGCUCUGGGGUUCUCAGGGGCAGAAAGAUUUAUGGCUGAUGGUCUAGAGGGCAUCCUGUAGUUUCAAAUUCUCUCACUCCAGACCCAACUCAGUGACUCUAGGUCACUGGUCCUGGCUGGUGUGUACCCACACUUCGGAACAUCUCUACAUUCACUCCCAUGCUCUUACAGAUGCAGCUGUGGCUGGAUGCACAGGCAGGCAUCUGUGGGCUUUCAUUCUUGCCUUUUCAAUUAGCAGCAUUACCAGAGCCUGAAUGCUCCACACCAUCACUUCAGCCCCCAUACCACAGUGGCUGCCGGCAGUAAUGUGUGCUUGGAGGGGACAGGGGGAGCAGGGAUUGGCCUCCUUCCAUCCCUGACAGUCUGUGAAUACCAUGGUGUGCCAUAGCCUCUGCCAAUGGAAGCCCCUGCCUCUCUGUCGCCAUCUUCUUCAGCCCUACUGAAAAGCCAAGGGCAGAGGCAGAAUGGACUGACCUGUUCCGGAAGUGUCAAGCAUUUGACAGAGAGAAUCUGACCCCCAAAUCCCCUUAACCAGAAACCACUUGACCCCUUCACCUUGCCUCUCUGUGAUGCCAUCUGGUUCUCUAUCUCCAUCUCACCAUUUCCAUUUGUAGGGUAGGCCCUGACAUGGUGCUAGCCCCAUGCCAAUCAGUAUUGGUCCCCUCUAAGUUACUUCCUGGUGCUCUGGAGCCACUUAAGUUUCCCUUAAUCAUGAUGUUUGAAAAGGAUGGGAAGAGGAUUGCCAGCCUGCCUGGCACAAGUGGACAAAAUGAUGGAAUCUCUCUCUCUCUCCCUUGUGUUCUAUAUCCGGCUAUGUACCAUAUGUAGAAUUAGUUCUCUCUGAUCCCCUGUAUUUCCAUCCCUUCAUAUCAGUAUUCAAACCCCUUUCACUUUUAUGCUUUACCUCACUCUUGUCUUCACUUUUACACAAUUAAUAAAGUCUACCCAGCUCCUAUUGUCUGGACUGGGCAGAAACCAGGACCUGACAACCUUGCCACCUUUUCUUUCAGAAUUUUCUGAGUCUCCACCCUUCG